Molecule: messenger RNA, 1196 nt
Organism: Monopterus albus (swamp eel)
Lineage: Eukaryota; Metazoa; Chordata; Actinopteri; Synbranchiformes; Synbranchidae
Product: leucine-rich repeat and fibronectin type-III domain-containing protein 5-like
Exons: 6
Coding region: 1-513 (170 amino acids)
Source: RefSeq, a predicted model, not a curated record
AUGGUCUUUGGCUUGGACCCACCCGGUGCCAUGACCCAGUUUGGUCUGCUGUGCGUUUUGGCUGUUUACGAUGACGGCAUCACCGCCCUGACUGGCACCAAACUGGUAGGCUGCGUGUCCUUCACCACGGAGACGGAGUACGGACGCUGUCACUCCAUCCGAGACCAGUUCCUGGGUGGGACGAUGAUCAUCAUCAUUGGGGGGAUCAUUGUGGCCUCUGUCCUUGUCUUCAUCUUCAUCCUCCUGAUGAAGUAUAAGCUGCACAGUAACCACUACAAACAGAAAGCCGUCGCACGUCAGGCCAACGUCUGCUCCCAGACUAACGGAGGAGGGGGAGGGGCAGCCAACAUUCUCGCUCUGCCACCGUCCUCCUCCUCUGCAGGGCAAGGUGGAGGGGCUAAUAAAAACUCCCAAACAACAUCAGCAGCAGAGGGCGUAGCGGGAACCUCUCUUCGAGGGACAACAGUAGUGGACUUAAAUCCCACCCAUGACGAUGACGCUAUCUCCCAAUAACACACAAGAAACUGUCGAUGCAACCCACAGCCCACCAAUCUUUAAGACCAUCCCAAUUCUGCCUCCCCCUUUUUUGAUUUGUUGCUGGUGCCUGGAGCCAAGCUCCACUUUACGGCGUCAUCGAUUUACUUACUUUCAGCUUAACAGCACUGGAGGGGAGGAGAGGCAGGAGAGGUGCCCCAGUGGGUUGCACGUUCACGCUCAGAGCCCAGAUGAUCAGGUAUUUGACCCAGAGAUACACCCUACCCUCUGACACCACCUCAUACCAGAACCAGAUGGGAUAUAACAGGAAGGUCCUGUGGGCAGCCAGAGGAGAAGAAAAAGCCUCCUGUUAAUAUGCAAAAGGCUCCAGAUCACUGAGACCAGACAUGUUGGAUACAGGUCAGGCUGUGGGCUUUGAACCCUUGUGUUGGGUGUUUAACUGGGGAUUCAAACCUCGGAGUGCAGAAAUCAGAGGGAACAUGAUCUGGGGUCUCUUCUUCUUUCCUGAAGGAAGUAUCCAAUGAUCUGACCGGGCUCUGAAGGGUGUCGGAUGGAUUUAGUCUCUGCAUUUGACAGUUGGAAUCUAUGCAGCCACUAAAUGCUGCUCUGGAAGUAUAGUGAAUGUGGACAUGGGAAAAUCCAUUUUCUGACACGUUUUCAGGAUUAUUUCGAUUGUGUUUUGUCAGUGGUUGGUGGCCCCG